Cuculus canorus (common cuckoo) is the source of this 4559-nucleotide messenger RNA. It is a transcript of the gene ADRB2, whose product is annotated as adrenoceptor beta 2. The coding region runs from base 238 to 1446 and encodes 402 amino acids. The record is from RefSeq and is a predicted model, not a curated record. Gene Ontology annotation, biological process: adenylate cyclase-activating adrenergic receptor signaling pathway; norepinephrine-epinephrine-mediated vasodilation involved in regulation of systemic arterial blood pressure; negative regulation of smooth muscle contraction. Gene Ontology annotation, molecular function: beta2-adrenergic receptor activity; norepinephrine binding. Gene Ontology annotation, cellular component: membrane. NCBI's taxonomy places the organism in Eukaryota, Metazoa, Chordata, Aves, Cuculiformes, Cuculidae. The transcript is spliced from 2 exons.
CGGAUCGGAUCGGAUCGGAUCGGAUCGGAUCGGAUCGGAUCGGAUCGGAUCGGAUCGAGACGGAUCGCAUCGCCUCGGCUGGGCUCGACUUGGCUCGGCUCGGCUCGGAUGGGCUCGGUGCAGGCGCGCCCAGCGGGAUCCCCGGCGCCUCCGUCCCGAACGCGCGGCGCACCGAGCAGCGCUGCCGCGGAGCAGCCUUAGGCGAAGCCGAGCGCCCCGGGGGGGCUGCUGGGGGCCAUGGGGGUGGCAGGCACCGAGCUGCCCGGCGGCAACAUCAGCGUCAACCAGAGCGCCGCCGACCCCUCGCUGUCGCGGGACGUGUGGAUGGUGGGCAUGGGGAUCCUCAUGUCGGUGAUCGUGCUGGCCAUCGUCUUCGGCAACGUGCUGGUGAUCACCGCCAUCGCCCGGUUCCAGCGCCUGCAGACCGUCACCAACUACUUCAUCACCUCGCUGGCGUGCGCUGACCUAGUGAUGGGUCUGGCCGUGGUGCCCUUCGGCGCCAGCCACAUCAUCAUGGAGAUGUGGAAGUUUGGGAACUUCUGGUGUGAGUUCUGGACCUCUUUGGACGUGCUCUGUGUCACGGCCAGCAUUGAGACCCUCUGCGUCAUUGCCGUGGACCGGUACUUCGCCAUCACCUCCCCUUUCAAGUACCAGAGCCUGCUGACCAAGAGCAAGGCACGCGUGGUCAUCCUUGUGGUGUGGGUGGUUUCAGCCCUCACCUCCUUCUUGCCCAUCCAAAUGCACUGGUACCGGGCAGACCGUAACGAGGCCAUUCUGUGCUACGAAAAGGACACGUGUUGCGAUUUCUUCACUAACCAAGCCUAUGCUAUCGCCUCCUCCAUCAUCUCCUUCUACCUGCCGCUCGUGGUCAUGGUAUUUGUGUACGCCAGGGUCUUCCAGGUGGCCAAGAAGCAAUUGCAGAAGAUAGACAGGAGUGAGGGGAGGUUUCACACUCAGAACAAGGAGCAGGAACAGAAAGGGGGAGCUGGGCACCGCCGUUCCUCCAAGUUCUUCUUGAAGGAGCACAAGGCCCUCAAGACCCUGGGCAUCAUCAUGGGGACCUUCACGCUAUGCUGGCUGCCCUUCUUCAUCGUCAACAUCGUGCACGUCAUCCAGGACGACAUCAUACCCAAGUACGUAUACAUCCUCUUGAACUGGCUGGGCUAUGUCAACUCUGCCUUCAACCCUCUGAUCUACUGCCGGAGCCCGGACUUCAGGUACGCCUUCCAGGAGCUCCUGUGCCUCCGCAGGUCUGCCCUGAAGAUGUACGCCAACGGCUACUCCAACAGCAACGGCAAGAGUGAGUACAACGAGGAGGACAACGGCUACCCCUUGGCGUCGGAUAAAGCCUGCGAGCUGCUCUGCGAGGAGGGCUCCUUCCCUCACCCCGAGGACUUUUUGCACUGCAAAGAGAUCCCUGGGUGUCCAGGAAUGGUUGAGAGCUGAAUGGGCUGACCUCUCUUCCUCACCAUCCUGAGCUCAUGAGGGCUCUGAAGAGAUUGAGUAGGAGAAUGACCUUGCUUCUCUGAGACUGGGAAUGCUGUGGGAAGUUAUUGCCUUGGCAACUGUCUUCAUCCCAACCCAUAGCCCAUCGUGCAUUGCCUGAAGAAGAAGCUGAUGGAAGAUAACCAGAGGACCAGGAAAGGCUCUUCUAGCCUCAAAGGACACAGACUGGGGACCGGCACUAAGAGAGGCACUUUGCAGGAGUCACUGUAUAUGAAAUUGGCUCUGGAAAGAAGCUACAGGAGCCCUGUGAACUGAAGGAGGUGAAUGUCCAAAUCACCACAAAAGGUGUAGAUGGGUUUCCCUGGCACAGCAUCCUUGGAAAGCACUUUCAAAAGGGAAAGGGGUAUCAGGACCACAUACAUGGCCGUCUCCAGUGGCUGGUUUGGAAGAGGCACAGAAAGGUGCCUUACGGGUCGGGUCAGGAGACCAACAGAACAUGCUCACAGCUGCUUGUCCACGUGCUGGCUGGGGCUUCAGACAAAUAGGAAUCUGACCAGGACUGAAAGAGAAGGAGCGUGGAAGAUUUCUUUGAUUUAUUCUGUGCUUGUUUCUCCUUCUAGUGUCUUCUCUGUCUACCUCUUUUUCUCUGUAGGCCCAUGUGUACUGCCUGUGAUGCACAGAGCCCCACAAACACACUUAGGUGUUUUAGCACAGGGCAAAUCCUGUGCAGUGUGCAACUGUGCUGCCCUGUGCGUUGCUGUUGCUGGACGGGGUUGACAUUGCACAGUGCAGCCAUAACAUGGCCUUUGUUUGCACCUUAUGCCAACAAAUCUGCAACUGCAAUGCCGGGACUUCAGACAGAGAAAAGCUUGAAUCUGACAAUCCUUUUAUGUGCGAGCAGUCACUUGCUAGCAUGACCAGCCGCAGUUGGGAGCCAAGUUUUAACACCAGAGCCCCAAACCAUUAUAGAGCAUUCAUCCCUCUCCUGUAGCUGUGGAAAGGAGCAUGCUGGCAGGCUGCAUACUCGGCUCCUGCAUCCUGGAUUGUAAAAAACUCAUUCAGCAGAAAAAGAGACGGAGAUCGAGGGAGUGAUGGAGACUCAGAAAAUUGUAGGAGAAACUGAUUCAAAACUAUAGGAAAAUUUUCACCUCUUAUUGCACGUAGUGUCCCAGCUGCAUACUGUCAUGCUUAGCUGGGUGCCUGCAGGUCUCUGUUCACCAAGGUGCUCCUGGAGGCCGGGGCAAAAUGUGCCGGUACCGAACUGUGCUGGGAGCCUCAACGCAGACCUUCUUUCUUGGGCUUCCAGCUGCAAACCCCUUCCUUCAUGUGCAAUCGUAUUUAUUUAUUUAUUUUCUUGCUGCUUGAUGCAAAGCUGCUAACAGAGCACCCUCCCCACAGACAUCCACAGCUGAGACAGGAUGGAGAGAGUGUGCUGUGUGUCUAUGCGACCAGAGCGGGCAAAGGGCAGGUGUAUGCUAUGAAUGGGCUGGAUCGGGCAGGAAGGAAAGGCUGCAGUUAAACCAGAAAUACUUUCCCUGGGGUGAGUGUGCAGUUUGGUCUUCCAAGAAUUAAGAACAGGAUGGGCAAACUUUUGUUGGGAAAGGAGAACAGGACAGCUGUAGGUCCCAUAAGCUCUGCAGAGUGCCCCUAGCCAGAUGUUCUCCAUGUAGCUGUGCUUGUGCAGGGUAUGUGUAUUUGUGCCAGUUGCUUGCCCAGAUCCUGUCCUUCCAGCUAUAGUGGAGCAAACUUAUUAUGCAUACAUCCUGGCUUUGGACACUUGCUGGGGGUCAUAUCCCCACCCAGGGCAAGUGCCCAGGAGUGUGCUCACAAAGGUUUAAUACCUGGCAGUCUUUUCUGCCCAGUCCAAAAGAGAUAUCCUUGUACAGAUUCAUUUGACACAGCCAGUUUGAGGCUAGCAGACACGAGCCUCUGUGGACAAUGUUGUAGUUGUGCUGUAGUGGCUCCUGUUCAGCCUUGGCUGUUCCUACCCAAUUUGCUAAACAACCGGCACGCCGGCAGCGUCUGCUCGUGGUCAGGUAUCCCAUUUUAUGGACAGUUUGUGUGUCCUAGUGGAGAAGGGAACUGUUUCUCUGGGAGACGGGGACUCUCCCAUGCCCUGCUGCUCCCACAGCUCCCAUGCUCAAGAAGGACAUGGGGCACCUGGGUAUCCCUUGGAAGGGCUCCUGGCUGCUCCAGGGGAGCCUAGCUUCUCCCAUACCCUUCCCUCUGAGAUGCCUCAACAAGACUUUGUCCAAACCUGCGUGACUGCUGAAUCGAAAUAUUUCCCAACCAAAACCUGUUCCUCAGAAGAUUCCUGGCUGGCUGUAGUCACGGAUUAUAUAGUGGAAAUGCUGCCUUUGGGAUUAGUUUUCAAGUUAGAGACACACAUGGUAUUAUUGUAGUUCUUUUUCUUGCAAAUCCUUUCAUGUGCAAAGGCAGGUUGCAGUAAGUGAAGUGAAUACACUUUCUCUGAUAAUCUGCCAGGAUGGCCCAAAAGCAGUGACCUGCUUAUUGCUGAAAGCUUCCUUGCAGAGUUGUAAGAGUUGGAGAUGGGAGAAAUGUAUUACAAAUCCAUCUGUCUAUAACUCUUCAGGCUCGUUCAAUGUAUUACAUUUACUGAUGGUGUGUGUUGGGUCUAUUUUUGAAUGCCCUGACGCCAGGGUUAUUGUGCUGUCCAUUGGGAGACUGCUCUGUAGUCCAAGUCAAGAGCUGCUAUUAGUACUCCACCUGCAUUUCUUCUUGAAAACUUCAUUCCAUUAUUCCUAGUGAUGCUCUUCAAAUACCUGCUGCUCAUUAUGUCCCAGUCAGGCUCUACCACUUGACCUGUGCUCAUCUUUCCUCUUCUUUCUGGCUCCCUGAUUGCUGCUGCUCCCUGUUCUUCCCAUAGUUUGGCACAGAAUGAGCCUGUUAAUUUGUUAAUUCAGUUGUGCAGAGUUUGUCAGGGAUCUGUACCCACAAGUAGAGCAGCCAGCACCUCUGGCAAUGCCUGGUCUACCCAGCAGCUGUGGAGCUGCUCUCUCAUUGCAAAGCAUGUGGGGUGCAGGAAAGAGGCAGACAUAGACAUGUGUCCAAAAGUAGACCGACAUUGGCAAUGAGCAUUCAUAUUCCACAGG